Messenger RNA from Diceros bicornis minor, 3907 nucleotides. It is a transcript of the gene SRP72, whose product is annotated as signal recognition particle 72. The transcript has 19 exons. The record is from RefSeq and is a predicted model, not a curated record. Gene Ontology annotation, molecular function: 7S RNA binding; protein binding; ribosome binding. Gene Ontology annotation, biological process: SRP-dependent cotranslational protein targeting to membrane. Lineage: Eukaryota; Metazoa; Chordata; Mammalia; Perissodactyla; Rhinocerotidae. Bases 16 to 2031 code for a protein of 671 amino acids. Gene Ontology annotation, cellular component: signal recognition particle, endoplasmic reticulum targeting.
CGCGUCUCCUGCAAGAUGGCGAGCGGCGGCAGUGGGGGGGUUUCGGUGCCUGCGCUCUGGAGUGAAGUCAACCGUUACGGCCAGAAUGGCGACUUCACGCGCGCUCUCAAGACCGUCAACAAGCUACUGCAGAUCAACAAGGAUGAUGUAACUGCCCUACACUGUAAAGUGGUAUGCCUUAUCCAGAAUGGAAGUUUCAAGGAAGCCUUGAAUGUCAUCAAUACUCACACCAAAGUGUUAGCCAAUAACUCUCUUUCCUUUGAGAAGGCAUAUUGCGAGUACAGGCUGAACAGAAUUGAGAAUGCCUUGAAGACCAUCGAAAGUGCCAGUCAGCAGACAGACAAACUAAAGGAGCUUUAUGGACAAGUGUUAUACCGGUUAGAACGCUAUGAUGAAUGCUUAGCUGUGUAUAGAGAUCUUGUGCGAAACUCCCAAGAUGAUUAUGAUGAAGAGAGAAAAACAAACCUUUCAGCAGUUGUUGCAGCUCAAAGCAAUUGGGAAAAAGUGGUUCCAGAGAACUUGGGCCUCCAAGAAGGCACACACGAACUGUGCUACAAUGCUGCGUGUGCACUCAUAGGACAAGGCCAGCUGAAUCAGGCAAUGAAAAUCCUACAAAAGGCUGAAGAUCUUUGCCGCCGUUCGUUAUCAGAAGAUUCUGAUGGGACUGAGGAAGAUCCACAGGCGGAACUGGCCAUCAUUCAUGGGCAGAUGGCCUAUAUUCUGCAGCUUCAGGGUCGUACAGAGGAGGCUUUGCAACUUUACAAUCAGAUAAUAAAACUAAAGCCAACAGAUGUGGGAUUGCUAGCUGUGAUUGCAAAUAACAUCAUUACCAUUAACAAGGACCAAAAUGUCUUUGACUCCAAGAAGAAGGUGAAAUUAACCAAUGCAGAAGGAGUAGAGUUUAAGCUUUCCAAGAAACAACUGCAAGCCAUAGAAUUUAACAAAGCUUUACUUGCUAUGUACACAAACCAGGCAGAACAGUGUCGCAAAAUAUCUGCCGGUUUACAGUCCCAAAGUCCUGAGCGUCUCCUGCCUGUGUUAAUCCAAGCUGCCCAGCUCUGCCGUGAAAAGCAGCACACAAAAGCAAUAGAACUGCUUCAGGAAUUUUCAGAUCAGCAUCCAGAAAAUGCAGCUGAAAUUAAGCUGACCAUGGCACAACUGAAAAUUUCCCAAGGUAAUAUUUCCAAAGCAUGUCUAAUAUUGAGAAGCAUAGAGGAGUUAAAGCAUAAACCAGGCAUGGUGUCUGCAUUAGUGACCAUGUACAGCCAUGAGGAAGAUAUUGAUAGUGCCAUUGAGGUCUUCACACAAGCUAUCCAGUGGUAUCAAAACCAUCAGCCUAAAUCUCCUGCUCAUUUGUCCUUGGUAAGAGAAGCUGCAAACUUCAAACUCAAAUAUGGGCGGAAGAAGGAGGCAAUUAGUGACCUAGAACAACUAUGGAAACAAAAUCCAAAAGAUAUUCACACCCUGGCGCAGCUUAUUUCUGCAUACUCACUCGUAGAUCCUGAGAAAGCAAAAGCUCUUAGUAAACACUUGCCCUCGUCAGAUAGCAUGUCUCUAAAAGUAGAUGUCGAGGCUCUUGAAAAUUCUCCUGGUGCUACGUACAUUCGGAAGAAGGGUGGAAAAGUUGCUGGAGAUAGUCAACCAAAGGAGCAAGGACAGGGAGAUUUGAAAAAGAAGAAGAAGAAAAAGAAGGGAAAACUGCCUAAGAAUUAUGACCCAAAAGUGACCCCAGAUCCUGAAAGAUGGCUGCCAAUGCGAGAACGUUCUUACUACCGGGGAAGAAAGAAGGGGAAAAAGAAGGAUCAGAUUGGAAAAGGGACCCAGGGAGCAACUGCAGGAGCUUCGUCUGAGCUGGAUGCCAGUAAAACUGUGAGCAGCCCACCCACCUCCCCAAGACCUGGCAGUGCAGCAACAGCAUCUGCAUCUACAAGUAAUAUCAUACCCCCAAGACACCAGAAACCUGCAGGGGCUCCAGCAACAAAAAAGAAACAGCAACAGAAAAAGAAGAAAGGUGGAAAAGGUGGCUGGUGAUUAGAACGUACUUGUUGCAGUCUGUUUUUAAACUAGUCUCGUUGACAUUAGGAACAUGAUACAGGUGACACAGCAAGAAGCACAGAGCUGCUCCCUCUCCCAUCCCCACAUUUUAAUACAAUUAUUUUCUUGUGCAUCAAACGGGAAAACAUCUUCUGCAAGUUCUGCUUAGUCAGACUUGGCCUACCUGUACCACCUAGGUUUGCACAGAUGAUAAGGACUCAAAAUAAUUGGGCAUUUACCCACCUUGAUACCUGUUGCAUCCUUUCUCUCUGUGUGCUGAUCUGGUGGUUUUUUCAGUUUUACAAAGAAGGCAUGUUAUCCAAAGUUUCCUAGGAUUUAAACAGAAACCACUUCUACUGUUCAAACUAGUGUCUGAAGAUAUUUGUUCCUAUCAAGUCCCAGUUUAAAUUAUGUCUUAGGAUGCCUUAGGAGACUGAAAGUGGAAUCUUCUGAGCAUUCCAAAUAUCUGCUUAGAAAUAUCAUGUGAUAAAAAGGGACCUUAUUACACUGGUGUUCUUCACUUCAUUACAUGAGUGGCCACUGGAAAACUAAAGUAAAUGUCUUGAUUAAUUUUGACCAUAAAUUCUCUGUCAUGUGAUACUGAAAUAUGGGAUUGUGUGUGUAUGUGUGUGUGUAUACAUAUAUAUAAAUUAGGACUCCUUUGCACCCCUGUAUUGUUUUCAGAUUAUGAUAACAUUAUAUUGAUUUAGCACCGUUCAAGAACCCAAGGAAAAUAUAUCAAUGUUGUAAGAAGUUGACUCUUAGACCCAGUGUUCUGAGUUCAGAUGGGUUUGGACUGUCUCAAUCAGAAAGAUUUAAUGGCCACUAUCAAGAGCAUGAACAUUGACUUCCUACUUAGAGACAAAAUCAAUACCAGAGUUCAGUAGCGGGCAGUAUUAAAACUUAACAGAACUGUUUGGCCCAAUUAAGAUACUCAGAUGGCUCCUCUUUCUAGUUAGGGGUACAGUCAUGUAUUAUGCUUCUCAAAGUAAUGAAGUAUUACACAGUCAGUCUGUGGUGUCAGUGUUGCUCAGGUCUUUCCGUUCUUGCAAACCACUUUCCCAUUGAACAGCUGUGAGACAGACGCACUGGGAUGCCCACCCUUGUUAGAAUUCAUUUUAUAGGGCCCAAGAGGACAUUAAAUUUAGACUUAUGAGUAUUUCCUUGUGAUCAUAUUACUCCAUCCUUGUUAAUAAAGUGCUGCUGUGUUUGACUCUGAACAUCUACUGGAACUUCUUCAAAGAGUUUUUAAAAAGGCUUUCCUCCUUUACAAAAGUAAGAAAUGCAGUGCUGCCUUUCUGUUUAGUGUAGUCAAAAUCUCUGGUGGCAUCUAAACAAGAGACCCUCUUAUAUAUGGAUGAUUUAGUAUGGCAUAAUACUUUUUGAGCUGUCAGAGAAUAGUCUUUUGGUAAGAGUGACAGAUACUUAUUCUUUUGGAAUAUACACCCCAUUACAGGAAUAAUUACUAGUAAAUUUGUUAGGAUUCAUUACAUUUCUGUGGUGAAGGAUAAUCAUUUUUUAGGUCCACUAAGCUACAGAAUUUUGGUGAAAAUUAUCCAUUAUUGAAAAUUUUGACCCAGGGCACAACAAUGACAUUUACAGUUCUCUAUUUACUCAUUGUAAUUGCCAUUCAUUGUUAUUAUUAGUCUUUACUAAGCAACUGAAACCUCAGUUUAAAUAAGUUAUAAUUGUCAAAUGAAGUGUAAACAUCUACAUUAACUAAUUACUACUUCUUUUGGACAGGUCUUUAAACAAUGACAUAUAUACUUUGUGUAUAUAUAUGUGUGUGUGUGUACAUUUAUAGAAACCAGUACGGAUACAUCCAGUCACUGUGGCACCUUUUAAAAUAAAAUAUUCUAGCAGUGAAUAUGGA